CUGAGGGAUGAAUUAGGAGGUGAUGAUGAUGAUCCAUAUUAUGACUCAUCAGAUGUAGAUAGUUUUGCUAGUGAAUCUGAUGUUGAACCUGUCAGUGAUGAUGAUGAAGUUGAAAGAGAGACUGAAAUGAGGCAAAGAAGAAAGAGUAAUAGGAUUGUGUAUGAUCCUGAUUGUGAAAAAGUUAUUUGGCAGGUUGGUGAAGUCUUUCAAAAUGUGAAAGAUUUCAUAGAAGCCUUGACCAACUAUGCAUUGAAAAAAGGUGUCCAGCUGGACAAGAAGAAGAAUGACACAAGGAGGGUUAGGGUUAAGUGCAAAGAAAGCUGUCCUUGGAUGAUAUAUGCUAGCAAGGAAGGUAGGAGUACAAACUUUAUAGUCAAGACAUACAAUCCUAGAUAUAAAUGUCAUAGGACCAACAUCAACUUCUUGUGCAAUUCCAAAUUUCUGUCCAAGCACUACAAUGAGAGGAUCACUUCUCAACCUACAAUUAAAGUGUGGGAAAUACAAGAUCUGGUUAGGCAUGAUUUUAGUAUUUAUGUGGGAAAGGCAAUCUGUUUGAAGACUAGGAAAAUUGUUUUGAAAGAAGUCAUGGGAGAUCAUAUUACUGAGUUUGGUAGGUUGUUUGACUACAGAGAUGUGCUGCUACAAACUAAUCUUGGCAGCACAUGUAUAGUGAAUGUAAUAGACAAGGAUGAUGGUAAAAAGGAGUUCAAAAAUUUCUAUAUUUGUUUUGUUGCUAUGAUGGUGGGGUUCAUGAAUGGUUGUAGGAAGUGUAUAGGCCUUGAUGGUUGUUUUCUCAAGUGGAUAUGCAAAGGGCAAUCAUUAGUAGCAGUUGCUAAAUAUGGAAAUAAUCAAAUGUUUCCAAUAGCAUGGGCUGUUACUGGGGCAGAGACAAAGGAUACAUGGAGAUGGUUUAUGAGAAUCCUCCAAAAUGGCCUACAACUUGGAGAUGGGACUGGGGUCACUAUAAUCAGUGACAUGUAAAAGGGACUGGUUAGUGCUGCUGAAGAAGUGUUUCCAGCUUGUGAGCACAGAAUGUGUGCUAGACAUAUUCUGUCAAACUAGGCACAAAAUUGGAGGGGUAUUGAGGGGAGGAAGAAAUUCUGGAAGUAUGUUAGAUCAACUUUUGAAUCUCAACUGAAAGCAAGACUGGAUGACUUACGUAAGUUGGGUAGAAACAUUGUUGAAGACCUUAUCUCAUAUAACAAAGAAAAAUGGUGCAAAGUGUACUUCAAGGAAUUUUCAAAAUGUGAUAGUGUUGAUAACAAUAUGUCAGAAAGUUUCAAUGCUUGGAUAUUGUCAGCUAGACACAAGACAAUUGUGUCAAUGCUAGAAGAAAUUAGAAUCAAGUCAUGAAUAGAUAGCUAAAAUGAGGGAUUUUGCGUAAACUUGGGUAGAUGGGGUAUCCCUAAUGGCAUUGAAAGUAUAUAAUGAAAAUGUUGAGAGGUCAAUGAACUGUUCAUUACAUUGGAAUGGAGACUUUCGGUUUGAAGUCAACGAGGGCUUAUGUAAUCAUAUCGUCCACUUGGCAAGGGAGUAUUGUAGUUGUAGGUCAUGGCAACUAAAAGGUAUUCUUUGUGCACAUGCCAUAGCAGCUAUGCACUAUAGGAGACUUGAUCCAGCUGAGACAAUUGUGCAUUGGUACAGAAAAGAGACCUAUCUGCAAGCUUAUUCCAACUUCAUAAAACCUGUUCCAAACAUGAUAAUGUGGCCAGAUAGUUCAAACCCAAAAAUAGAGCCUCCUGAAGUUAAAAAAAAUGCCUAUUAGGCCUAGAAGGUGUAGAAGAAAGGAGAUAUGAGAGGUGAAAAGGGCUGGAAAAUUGACAAAAAGGGGAAUAACAAUGACAUGCUCUAUUUGCAAGUCCAGUUCACAUAACAGAAGAGGAUGCCCUUUAAGGCUACCAACAUCAGCAACAGCACCAGCAGCAGCUACACCAACAUCAACAUCAGCCCCUUCCAGGAGAAGAUACUUAAUUCCACCGCUUUGACGAAAAGAAGGCCAAGAGGA
This is a messenger RNA of Lycium ferocissimum, 2005 nucleotides long. RefSeq lists its product as uncharacterized. Lineage: Eukaryota; Viridiplantae; Streptophyta; Magnoliopsida; Solanales; Solanaceae. The transcript has 2 exons. The record is from RefSeq and is a predicted model, not a curated record. Bases 127 to 981 code for a protein of 284 amino acids.